Messenger RNA from Merops nubicus (carmine bee-eater), 1340 nucleotides. RefSeq names its product LAS1-like (S. cerevisiae) (gene LAS1L). The record is from RefSeq and is a predicted model, not a curated record. Gene Ontology annotation, molecular function: endonuclease activity. Gene Ontology annotation, biological process: maturation of 5.8S rRNA; maturation of LSU-rRNA. Gene Ontology annotation, cellular component: Las1 complex; preribosome, large subunit precursor. The transcript has 8 exons. The annotation marks the transcript as partial. NCBI's taxonomy places the organism in Eukaryota, Metazoa, Chordata, Aves, Coraciiformes, Meropidae.
GUUGUGAUGUUGUGCUGGACUGGCUACGAAAGACAUACUGGAGCCGUCAGCUGGGUAAUAACUUGUGUGAAGAAAGUGAGGGCGAGGAUGAGGAAGAGGAGCAGGAAGAGGUGGAAGCAAAUGCAGAGCUGGACAAUGAUGCAUGGGAGAUUCGAACCCCACAGCAUGAGGCCCAUCAGAAACACAAAGAAUUCCAUGAAAAAGUCAGAGAUGUACUGAUAUCCUACAAGAAUGAGCAGUUUCGGGUUAUGCAGACUGCACAGUCUGUUUCAAAGUCUCGAGAAGUGUGGUCUGAUUCUUCUUCAGAAGUGGACUGGAUUUUGGCUCAGAUCAAAGACCUGAUGCAAGAGAACAGGGAGACAGUGGCUGAAGCUCUUCUCAGUGAUGGCUUUCUCAUCCCAAAGAUGGAUUGUCUGAAGAUGCUAAAUAUUAAGUAUGAAGCAAAUAAGGAGGUAUUGCAGUUCAAAAUUCCUCAGGCGUUUUACUGCUUUUGGCAGCCUUUGCUGACAGGCCUCCUUUCCCAAAGUUUUACACAGAUCCUAGUAGAGAAAAUGUUUAUGGAGCUGAAGGAAUGUUAUGAUUCUUCAGAACUCCGACCUCGGUUCUUGGUCAACUGGAUUUCUGAGAUGCUCACUGGCAUUGCCAAAGUAAAUGCUGGUGAGUAUGUCUGGAACUUCUGGAAGAAAAGACAACAGUGUAACAAACAGGUGUCUGUGAAGGAUCUCUUCCUCCAUAAAGUUCCUUUGCAGUGGACAAGAUUGACUGAUAAUUGCUUGGAAGCUCCCUGCUGGGCCACUCCACACCUUCUUCAGCUGAUCCUCACAAUCAUGACACCUCGCUUGCCACGUUCUUCACGGAAGAACCUUCUCUAUCUCGCGUCUGUGUACACGGAAGGAGCUGGCCCUUUGUCCAGCCCAGGCCUCUCCUCAGACUGCAGUGAACAGCCAAUUUACACGAUAGAGAGCUUACAGUGGAGGGCCAGGCAAGACAAUCAGGUUAAAACUCAAGGACAUACUGUAGAGAAACAAGAAGAUAUGCUGGAGAGAGAUGAUGGUGCAGAGGAGAUGGAGGAGGAGGAAGAAGAGAUGGCAACUGAAACAAAUCCUUUGGAAGGACUUGCUCAUUCUGGUCACAUGGUGGCUAUUGCUGAGAAAAGGGCAGCACUGCAAGGGUCCGCCUGGCAGAUCACUGCAGACGAAGUUCGGUGGAAAGACUUUCCUCUUGGGAAACUCCCAGGUCAAACAGAUGACCCUGAUGGUCUCAUGUUGAAUAGUUACUCCAUGAUGUCCCUGCCUGAUCAGCCAGUGAGAGAUGAGUGGCAGUCUCCCAACACAAAGUGA